Molecule: messenger RNA, 1770 nt
Organism: Arabidopsis lyrata subsp. lyrata
Lineage: Eukaryota; Viridiplantae; Streptophyta; Magnoliopsida; Brassicales; Brassicaceae
Product: E3 ubiquitin-protein ligase RGLG4
Exons: 11
Coding region: 304-1509 (401 amino acids)
Source: RefSeq, a predicted model, not a curated record
UAGUUUCAUUUUUUUCUGGGUUUCGGUACUCAUGUGGGUUCAGUAAAUAAAAAUGUUUAUAAGUCCCCAUCUGGCCGCGUCAAAAAUACUAGAUAACAAUUAGUGGUUGGCAUAGAAAAGUAAUGAUUGUUGCCGCGUAGAAUGAAAAUAAUAAAUUAAUUAAGAACAGUGAAGCAAUAAAUGUUUUUAUUGGUGUCUUGAAUAGUACUAGUCUUCUUAAAUAUUUCAGCAAAAAAAAAAAAGAUUCUAUCCAUUAUCAAGGAAAAAAAAAUCUGAAUUCGAAUUCGAGGAAGAAGAAAGGAUAUGACUAUGGGGAAUUUCUUAAAGAGAUUUGGAAGUGGAAAAAGCAGAAGCAGAAGCAGUAGAAGUAUGAGUCUGGGAACAACGUCGUCUCAAUCUCAUGAACCAUCUCCGUCGGCGGAUCCUCCAGUCUCCCUUGCCGAUAAGAUCAACGCCGCCAAGAAGAAGUACGCUCUCAUCCCUGACCGCUUCUCUUCCCUCGACCAGGUAUCAAAAGCUCUAAGAGAAGCUGGUCUUGAAUCAUCCAAUCUCAUUCUCGGAGUUGAUUUCACAAAGAGCAACGAGUGGACUGGGAAAACUUCUUUCGAUGGAAAAUGUCUGCACGCGCUCGGCGAAACUCCGAAUCCAUAUGAAAAGGCGAUUUUUGUAAUCGGCCAAACGUUGGCUCCUUUCGACGAAGAUAAUCUCAUCCCUUGUUUCGGCUUUGGCGAUUCAACAACUCACGACGAGGAAGUGUUCGCUUUCCAUAGCGACAAUUCUCCAUGUCAUGGCUUCGAAGAGGUCUUAGCAUGUUACAGGAGAAUUGCACCCAACUUACGUCUAUCAGGGCCAACGUCGUAUGGACCGCUCAUCGAUGCUGCGGUUGACAUUGUCGAGAAGAACAACGGACAAUUCCAUGUUCUGGUGAUCGUCGCAGAUGGACAGGUAACGAGAGGUACGGAUAUGGCCGAGGGAGAACUCAGUCAACAAGAGAAAACAACCAUCGACGCGAUUGUAAAUGCAAGCUCGUAUGCUUUGUCGAUUGUUUUAGUCGGUGUUGGAGACGGGCCAUGGGAAGACAUGAGGAAGUUUGAUGACAAGAUCCCUAAGCGUGAAUUCGACAACUUUCAGUUUGUGAAUUUCACAGAGAUUAUGACCAGAAACUCACCAGAGUCUGCCAAAGAAACUGCCUUUGCUCUUGCUGCUCUAAUGGAGAUUCCCUUUCAGUAUCAAGCAGCCAUCGAACUCCGCUUACUCGGGAAACAGACGGGCACAGCUAAGACAAUAGUUCCGAGGCCACCACCAACUCCGUACACGCCUCCAACUAAUGCUGAACUACCAUCAACUGCAUCACCUGAACAAACCCAGAGUUGCCCGAUUUGUCUGACUAACCGAAAAGACGUGGCUUUCAGCUGUGGCCACAUGACUUGUGGAGAUUGCGGUUCCAAAAUAUCAAAUUGCCCGAUCUGCCGAGUACGGAUCACGAGCCGGCUUAGGCUUUACACGUGAUCAAUGCCCACAAAACUUUUUCCUGACCACGGCUUUACACGUGAUCAAUGCCGACAUGCCGACAAACUUUAUUUCUGCACAUAACAAAACGCUUGCAUAUACUAUCCUUCUCCUUUGUAGAAUCUACAGUUUGGUUUGCCAAGUGUUUCUGACAAUGUUCCACAAUCAGUAUGUACCAUGUAAUUCCGUAUCUACUAUAAAACAUUAACUUUGCAAACAAGAAUGAAGAAGCAAUGACAAAACAUGGGUUUUACAGUUUUA